This is a messenger RNA of Grus americana (Whooping crane), 2254 nucleotides long. It is a transcript of the gene SF3B2, whose product is annotated as splicing factor 3b subunit 2. The record is from RefSeq and is a predicted model, not a curated record. Gene Ontology annotation, cellular component: precatalytic spliceosome; U2-type spliceosomal complex; catalytic step 2 spliceosome. The coding region runs from base 44 to 2254 and encodes 736 amino acids. The transcript is spliced from 18 exons. NCBI's taxonomy places the organism in Eukaryota, Metazoa, Chordata, Aves, Gruiformes, Gruidae. Gene Ontology annotation, biological process: mRNA splicing, via spliceosome.
GGCGGCUCGUGCGCGGCGGCGUCGCGCGGGGCGCUGAGGGAAGAUGGCGGCGGAGCGGGCGGAGGCGACGGGCGGCGGCGGCGGCGGCGGCGCCGGGGGGGGCGCGGGGGGGGAGAUGCCGCCGUACGCGGGCUGGGCCCCGGCGGAGCUGCAGGCCACGCUGGCCGGGAUCGGUGCCCCGGCCCAGGGGACCCGGGAGGAGCUGGUGGAGCGGCUGCAGGCGUACACCAUGCAGACGGGGAUCGUCCUGAGUCGCCCCGUCCUGCGCCCCGAGGAGGGGGACAAGGCCGCCCAGCCCCCGCUGCCCGCUCAGCUGCCCGGCCUGCCCCUGCAGCACCCAUUGGUGCCCCCUCCCCCGCCGGGGCUGGGGCUGAGCUACGGUUUGGGGGUGGGGGUGCCCCCCCCGCCGCCCCCCCCCGGGCUGCGGGGGCCGGGGGCCGAGGGGCUGUCGGAGGAGGAGCGGCUAACGCUAGCCCAGCAGCAAGCGGCCCUGCUGCUGCAGGAGGAGCGGGCCCAGCAGGGCCAGCACCCAUUUGGGGACAAGGCCAAGGAGCAGGAACUGCUGGAGCAGCAGAAGCGGGCAGCGGUGCUGCUGGAGCAGGAGCGGCAGCAGGAGAUGGCCAAGCUGGCACCCGCCGUGCCUCGGCCCCCCCCCGACGUGGCACCCAUGGGUGCCCGGGCCCCUCUGCCCCCCCGAGGCAGCACCCCCAUGGGCGCACCCAUGCCCGGGGUACCCAUGGGUGCUCCCCGUCCUCGCGGCCCCCCGCCGCCACCCGGGGAGGAGAGUCGAGAGCCGGACGACCCGACCGUGGGCCCCAAGAUCCCGCAGGCGCUGGAGAAGAUCCUGCAGCUGAAGGAAAUCCGGCAGGAGGAGCUGAUCACCGUGCCCGGGCUCUCGGCCGAGGACGAGAUGGAGACGGAGCCGCGGGCGUCGGCAUCGGCCUCGGAGGCGGAGGAGGACGCGGGGCUCUCCAAAAAAGAGCGCAACCGCAAACGCCGCAACCGCAAGAAGAAGAAACGGGGUCGGGCGGGGGCGCGGGAAGGGGCGCCCCCCCCAACCCGGGGGGACCCCGAAACCCCGGGGGACGCCCUGGCCGUGGAGAUCGAGUACGUCACCGAGGAACCCGAGAUCUACGACCCCAAUUUUGUCUUUUUUAAAAGGAUUUUUGAAGCUUUUAAGCUGACAGACGACGUGAAGAAGGACAAGGAGAAGGAACCGGACAAGACGGAUCGGCCCGAAAGUGCCACCGUCCCCAAAAAAAAGGGUUUCGAGGACGGGCACAAGGGCAGCGAGGACGACAGCUCCGAGGACGAGCAGGAGAAGAAGCCGGAGGUGCCCAAACUCUCCAAGAAGAAGCUGCGGCGCAUGAACCGCUUCACCGUGGCCGAGCUGAAGCAGCUGGUGGCCCGCCCAGAUGUGGUAGAGAUGCACGACGUGACGGCACAGGACCCCAAACUGUUGGUUCACCUCAAGGCCACCCGUAAUUCGGUGCCCGUACCCCGACACUGGUGCUUCAAGCGCAAGUACCUGCAGGGCAAGAGGGGCAUCGAGAAGCCACCCUUCGAGCUGCCCGACUUCAUCAAGCGCACCGGCAUCCAGGAGAUGCGCGAGGCCCUGCAGGAGAAGGAGGAGCAGAAGACGAUGAAGUCGAAGAUGCGGGAGAAGGUUCGUCCCAAAAUGGGGAAGAUCGACAUCGACUACCAGAAACUGCACGACGCCUUCUUCAAGUGGCAGACCAAGCCCAAGCUGACCAUCCACGGGGACCUCUACUAUGAGGGGAAGGAGUUUGAGACGAGGCUGAAGGAGAAGAAGCCGGGUGACCUCUCGGAUGAGCUGCGCAUCGCCCUGGGCAUGCCCGUGGGGCCGAACGCGCACAAGGUGCCCCCACCCUGGCUGAUCGCCAUGCAGCGCUACGGGCCCCCCCCCUCCUACCCCAACCUCAAGAUCCCGGGGCUCAACUCCCCCAUCCCCGAGCCGGAGGCCGCGCGGCCCAACCCCGCCGGCGUGGGCGGCAGCACCGGCACCCGCUCCGAGGGCCCCGCCGGCGGGGGGGGAAACGGGCAGGACCGCGGCGGUACCGGUACCGGUAUUGUCACGGUGAUACCGCGGCGUCAUGGUGGUACCGUCACGGUGAUACCGUCAUGGCGAUACCGGUACUGUCACGGUGAUACCGGUAUUGUUAUGGUGAUGCUGUCACGGUGGUACCGGCAGCGUCGUGGUACUGUCACGGGGAUACUGGUAUCGUCACGGUGA